CUACGGAAAGAUCUAUGGGGAUCCCAAUGCAUACACAAACGGGAGGAUCGGGAAACACCACGUUGUCCUCGCUCAUAUGCCAGGCAUGGGCAAGGGGAUUGCCUCCAGUGUUGCAACGAGCUUCAACGCGAGUUAUAAUAAUAUCAGGCUGGCAUUGCUGGUUGGGAUUUGUGGUGGGGUUCCGCGCAAAAAGGAUGGAGGAGAGAUCUUUCUAGGUGAUGUACUGGUCAGCAAUGGCCUUGUUCAAUAUGAUCUGGGAAAACGGUUUCCAGAUAAAUUUUUCCGCAAGGAUACCCUUGGUGAAAGUCUGGGGAGGCCGAACCAGGAGAUUCGGUCGAUACUGGAAAAGCAGGAGGGAGUCAGAAGUAAAGGCCUCUUGGAGGGGCGUUUAGCGUCCUAUCUUGAUGUGGUCCAGGACAGGUUGGGUGUGCAGAGAGCUGGGUACCCGGGGACCGAAGAAGAUUUCCUUUUUCCAUCAGACUACCGACACAAGCACCGCGAGCCUCAGGCAUGCAGCCUCUGCGAUAGCUGCCAGGCCAGAGGAGAUCCUGUUUGCUAUGAAGUUUUGCAGAUGCGCUGUCAGGUGCUAAAAUGCGAUCGCACGAUAAGCGGUGUUCGGACGAGGAUCCCAAGCGAGGUUGAAAAUCCUCCACCAGCUGUUCAUGUUGGACUCAUUGCAUCUGGCGAUACAGUGCUAUUGUCCGGGGACGACCGCGACGAAAUUUCUGCAAAGGAAGAGACAAUUGGGUUUGAAAUGGAAGGCGCUGGUGUUUGGGACAAUAUUCCCUGCAUUGUCAUCAAGGGUGUCAGUGACUACGCUGAUAGCCACAAAAGUAGAAGGUGGCAAGGCUAUGCCAGCGCAGCCGCGGCGUCUUGUAUGAAGGCUUUCUUAUGCGAAUACACCGUUCCGGAUCGUUUCAUGACGACUAUUUCGAGUAUGUAGACCGACCGCGUCAUUCAGAUUGAUCAUUUACCGAGGAUAAACAA
This is a messenger RNA of Aspergillus glaucus CBS 516.65, 987 nucleotides long. RefSeq names its product 5'-methylthioadenosine/S-adenosylhomocysteine nucleosidase family protein. The annotation marks the transcript as partial. Gene Ontology annotation, biological process: nucleoside metabolic process. The transcript has a single exon. Gene Ontology annotation, molecular function: catalytic activity. The record is from RefSeq and is a predicted model, not a curated record. Lineage: Eukaryota; Fungi; Ascomycota; Eurotiomycetes; Eurotiales; Aspergillaceae.